Ctenopharyngodon idella (grass carp) is the source of this 7453-nucleotide messenger RNA. RefSeq names its product SH3 and multiple ankyrin repeat domains 2a (gene shank2a). The transcript has 22 exons. Lineage: Eukaryota; Metazoa; Chordata; Actinopteri; Cypriniformes; Xenocyprididae. The record is from RefSeq and is a predicted model, not a curated record. Bases 258 to 5459 code for a protein of 1733 amino acids. Gene Ontology annotation, cellular component: postsynaptic density; dendritic spine; postsynaptic membrane. Gene Ontology annotation, molecular function: ionotropic glutamate receptor binding; synaptic receptor adaptor activity.
CUUCUCACACAUUUAGGAUUUUCAGAGAACUUCACUGGCACGAGCCUUUUCUACCGAACACUGUGAACACUACUUUUGUUUUUUCCAUAGGAAAACACUGGUCAGGUGCUCUGGUCAAGUGAUUUGACUGACAUCAAGGAUUUAUUAGGACUCACUCUGGAAUCUAGAGGCUGAUGAAGAGCAUCUUCUCCUCUUCAGUGUUUUCUGUGGAUUAAAGCACACAGACAGAAAGGAGCACUGAAGAUUUUCAGCUGAAUAUGCCGCGGAGCCCGACGUCCAGCGAGGAAGAGAUGGCCCAGAGUUUCUCUGACUCUUCUCAGGACUGCAGCUCUCACAGUUCCAGAGACGAGGUCGUCUAUGAGACCAUACGAGCAGAACGGCCGGCCAGUCACAUGACGGACACCCAGAGCAGCUCGCUCAGCGUGAGAGUGUUCAUCCCAGACCUGCAGCAGACAAAAUGCAUGAGCUUUAACCCCAGUGCCACUGUGUGGGCUGCUAAACAGCAAAUCCUGUGUACAUUGAGUCAGAAUCUGAAGGAUGUGCUGAACUACGGCCUCUUCCAGCCGUCCAGCGACGGCAGCGAUGGAGAAUUCCUGGAUGAAGAGAGUCUGAUCGGGGAAUAUCCACUGCCAGCCUGCGAGGGCGUCCCGUCACUGGAGUUUCGCUACAAAACCAGAUUGUACAAUCAGCCCAGUGUGGACGAGAAGCAGAUCGCCAGACUUCACACAAAGGCCAGCUUGAGGAAGUUCAUAGAUUACAUCCAACAUCAUCAGCUGGAGAAAUUCUCCAAAAUGCUUGACAGAGGGCUGGACCCCAAUUACCAGGACACGGAAACUGGAGAGACUCCGCUGACCUUUGCUGUCCAGCUGGAGAAUAAGCUGGAGUUUAUUAAAGCUCUGAGGAACGGAGGAGCUCAUCUGGACUUCAGGGCUCAAGACGGCAUGACUGCUCUACACAAAGCUGCUCGCGCUAACAACCAGCCAGCGCUCAAGACGCUACUGGAGCUCGGCGCGUCACCGGACUAUAAAGACAGCCGUGGUUUGACGGCUCUGUAUCACACUGUCAUGGUGGAUGGAGACACACAGUGCUGCGAGCUGCUGCUGAACGAACACGCGUCCGUCUGCUGCCAGGACGAGAACGGCUGGCAUGAGAUCCACCAGGCUUGUCGUCAUGGUCAUGUCCAACACCUUGAGCAUCUGUUGUUUUACGGAGCAGAUAUGAGCGCUCAGAACGCCUCGGGGAACACGGCCCUGCACAUCUGUGCUCUCUACAACCAGGAGAAGUGUGCGCAGAUGCUGCUGGUCAGAGGAGCCGACAAGGAGCUGAAGAACCACAACAGCCAGAGUCCGUUUCAGGUGGCGAUAAUCUCUGGGAACUUCGAGCUGGCGGAGCUCAUCAAGAAGCACAGAGACAGUGAUGUAGUGCCGUUCCACGAGGGCCCGUCGUUCUCCAGACAGCGGCGGCUCCUGCAGAAGAACAGUCUGACGGUGUCGCGGCGGCUGCUGCUGCGCUCCAACAGCGACAACAGUCUGCCGGCGAGAGCCGUGAGCCCCGAGCAGCGGGCCGCGCUCAGCCUGUCCCCGCAGAAGACCCGCGUGAAGAUGAUGACGGGCCGCGGCGGCAGGACCGUCCCGAGCAGCCGCUCCCUGUCCGUCAGCCUGGAGGACGAUCACAGCGCUCAACAGAAAUGUGCUAAUGGCAGAGCGUGUGUCCAGAGCGCCAGGAGGAAGCUGUACAGCGCCGUUCCCGGCCGGCAUUUCGUGGCGGUUCGCUCAUACCUACCUCAAGCUGGCGGAGAAAUCAGCCUCCACAAGAACGAGCGGGUCAGAGUUCUAAGCGUCGGUGAAGGAGGAUACUGGGAAGGCAACUGUCGAGGUCAGGUGGGCUGGUUCCCUGCCAGGUGUUUGGAAGAGAUUCCUGUCAAACCUGACAAAGAGAGACCCAAGAGCAGGAUGGAGCGGAACGACAGGAAGAAGCUCUUCAGACACUUCACUGUGGGCUCGUACGACAGCGCUGACGCGUCCAGUGACUGUGUGACCGAGCAGAAAACUGUGGUUCUACAGAAGCAGGACAACGAAGGCUUCGGGUUUGUGCUGCGAGGAGCUAAAGCCGACACGCCCAUCGAAGAGUUCGUUCCCACGCCUGCGUUCCCGGCGCUGCAGUACCUGGAGUCGGUGGAUGAGGGCGGUGUGGCCUGGCUGAUGGGGCUCCGCACCGGGGACUUCCUCAUCGAGGUCAACCAUCAGAAUGUGGUGAAGAUGGGGCACCGGCAGGUCGUAAACAUGAUUAAACACGGAGGAAAUCGACUCGUCAUUAAAGUGGUGAGGGUGAGCAGGAAUCUUGAGCAAGACGACAAAACCCGUAAAAAAGCACCUCCUCCACCCAAAAGAGCUCCAACAACUGCACUCUCAAUGCGAUCCAAGUCCAUGACAUCCGAACUAGAAGAACAAGAUAAAGUGGACGAGUCUGUGCAGCCGCAGAAGCCUGCGCAUGAAAAAACCUCAGCGGUUGCCACAAUCAAGCCCCGUCCCUCUAGUCGCUUUUUGGCCACAUCCAUGGAUUUUAACCAGUCCACAUCUGAAAGGCCUGGAGUCGCUAUAGUUCCCCCAAAUGUUCCUGUGAGAUCUGGAAGUUGUGUUCGUGUGCCAAAAAGCUCCAUGAGAAGACAAAAAUCCAUUGGAGUCGCAGGAGAAGAAAAGAAGUUCCUGAUACCUCCACAGGUCAAGUUCACCAGAAGUCUCUCUAUGCCUGACACAUCUGAGGAUAUUCCUCCACCUCCAGGCAUCUCUCCUCCAUCCCCACCUUACAACCUCAGUACUCCUAUGACACCAAGAUAUGAGCCAAACCAGUCCAUUUACACACAGAGCUCGACAGGCAGAUGCCACACUAUAGAAAGAGACCAGUUACUGUAUCAUCGGCAGAACUUCGAACAAUAUGACUGUCAGACUUAUCCAGCCAGCCAGCAAAACAUGUGUGUUCAUAACAGGGCCCAUGUGCCAGAGAACCCAUACUCAGACAUAGCUGGAAAAUGUUUGUAUGUCCCACCAAAACCAGCCCGUAGGAAGGGUAUACUGAUAAAGCAGCCAAAUGUUGAGGAUAGCCCUGAGAAAACCUGUUCAAUCCCGAUACCAACCAUUAUUGUCAAAGAGCCUUCAACUAGCAGUAGUGGCAAAAGUAGCCGAGGAAGUAGCAUGGAAAUUGAGACUACCGCCUCUGAGCCACCAGGCCAACUACGACCGGAGGACACUGGAGGUUUCAUAGUGAGCAACCCUUUUGCAGCUGCUAUUGCAGGGGCAGUACGUGACCGCGAGAAGCGGCUUGAAGCACGCAAGAACUCCCCGGCCUUCCUGUCGAUGGAUCUCGGAGAUGAGGAUUCAUUUAUCCCUACCCCCCGUUUACGCCAGUCUAUGUCCAUAGAUGAAGGCAUGUUUGCUCAUGAUAAGAGUUUACAAAAGCUUAUGGCUCCACCGGCUUCUUUAGGGGUCCAGAAAAUUGGAAGUGGAGGCAACAUGUCUGACUUUACCAUCCCCGAUCCAACAACCGAGCCCCUCACAACAAGUACCGGAAACUGCCCCAAUAUAGGCAGUCCCAUCACUCUCAAUGAUGGAGAUUUCCAACCCCAAGCCUCAGGAAAGACUGAUAUUUGUUCGCCCUCAGCUCUGGGUCUAGCUGCUAGUAACAGAGCUCUGAAAGAACAAGUGCAACCCCCUCUUCCUCCACCUAAAGGAGAACAUCACAAAGCAAACCUCAACCAGCCACUCUUCAUAGACACCAAGCUACGGUCCAAUAUUGAAGCCAACUUUGUUGCCACAGCUGCAGUGGGUCAACCAAAAGAUGGUGGAGGUUUGUUUAGGCACACAAGAGAGUCUAAUCAUGACGCAAAGAAGGUGAAGAAAAGUAAUCCAUCUGAGCAGUUGAAGAACACCCAUAGCACAUCACAACAGAAGUCAGAGGGGCUUCUCAUGGUCCACACACUAGAUAAGGCCAAGCCACAAGUGAACAGUCAGUCUGAUGGAUUCGAACAGCAAGAGUCCCUAAUUAUGGACAGGGCAACCAUAGAUUUCAAUGUCAAACUUACAGCCCCCAACUCCCAGCCAAGGACCUCUGCCACAUCCGUGGAGGAGCCUGGCAACUUUUCCUGUAGCAUUCCUCCUCCCCCACUGACCUCAGUAGAUAUUGAUGAGGAGUUUGACAUAGCUGAACCCUUGCCUCCACCUCUGGAGUUUGCCAACAGCAUUGAUGUUCCUGAGGACCAGGUGGCAGAGAUUCUCAAGCAGAAAAAAGGUAAUGCAGCAAGGAGACCCUUGCCUGUUUAUCAUUCUCGUUCUUCUACAACAAACAGUGUGGAGUCCAAGAGUCUUUCAGGGCUUAUAAAUUGCAUGACUCCCCACACCUACCCUCCACCACCUCCAGAGGGUUUUGAGUCUGUUACAGACUCAGGCAUUGAGGAAGUUGAUAGUCGAAACAGUGGGGACCCUCACUUUGAGGCAAACAGCACAAUUUCCACAGUGUCCAGUAUCUCUACUCUUUCAUCAGAGGGAAUUGAGGACACAUGCAUAGCCUAUGCAGACGGGCAGACUCUGCUGGACCGACCGCCUGUUCCACCGAAGCCAAAAAUGAAGCCUGUAAUCAACAAAAGCAAUGCCUUUUACAGGGACCCUUUGAUACUGGAGAGCAUGGAGUCCUAUGGACAGCCACCGCCAGCCCCUCCUCCACCCCUGGAUUGUGUAGCACAAUCUGAGCCUCACAAAACGCUCGCUCAGCGAGGCACUAAACUGUGGGGGGACCCCCAUGAGCUCCCAAACCCCCUCUUACCCAAUGCAGAUCCUAAAAUUAAUGUGAUCAGUGAACUCAGUUCUAAACUUCAUCAGAUGAACAAGGACAGAUUUCCGAAACGGGGAGGGCCUCUCGAACCACCUGCAGGAUCCAGAAGCAUCGGAUCAAGAGAGUGGACGGCCCAAGCCUCAGGUACCAAACGCAGCAGCACAGUGACUUCAUGUGCUGCUACCUCAACAACACAGAGCCACUUGCCGCCUCAGGCUUCCAGUCCAGCCUCGCCUCAUCCUGAAUCUGGUCGCAGCUCUUCUCUGCCGGGCUCUGCCGCCUCCCCUACAUUAACAGAUGUGUUUAGCCUGCCAUCUCCACCCAUUGUGAAUUCAGAGCAAUGCUACAGCCUCAGCUCAGUCAGCAGUCAAUCGCUGUCCCCCCUCACGCUGUUUCAGGCUGCUGCCGACAAGCCCUUUGCUGACAAACCUGUCCUGGUCUGGACCAAGCAUGAUGUAGCCGACUGGCUUGAAAGCCUCAACUUGGCAGAACACAAGAAGGCCUUCUUAGACAAUGAAAUUGAGGGCACCCACCUUCCCAAUCUCCAAAAGGAGGACCUUGUAGACUUGGGUGUCACCCGUGUUGGUCACCGGAUGAACAUUGAAAGGGGUCUCAAACUUCUAAUGGACAGAUAAAGGGGAUAUUCUUCUACUCUGCAUCCCACUCGGUACGAUGCUGGGCAUGGAUAUCGACUCAAUCAAUCCCUCGUUUUCGCUAACAUUUAUCAGUCUAGCUGUGCUGCAUCUCCUGUUGGAAGUUGUGGGAUGAUGUUGUGGUCAGAGUAAGAAUAAGUACCAAGGAACACGCAGAACUGCACUCGGGAACAAGUCUCGUUCUUAUGAUCAGAAGCUUCAUUGUAAUGUCAGGAGCUUGUCUCACGGGGACAUCUCUAACCAGCAGAGCUGGGAGGUCCUUUUUUACCUUUGAUACAGGAAUAUUUCAUUUCACAUGUCUGUAAGCGCACUGUUGUUUUGUCCUUAUAAAGUGAGGCUAGCUGAGUACAUUGGAUUCACUCAGGCUUGAACAUGAACGUAUUCAUACCCUAAACAAAUGUUGGGUACAUCCACACAUUCAGGACAAGUGCAUUGCGAACCUUUGUUUGUGAUGCUUCUUGUUUUCAAUGAGAUUGCACGAGGACAAGAGUCACAUACAGCCUCAUCUUCUAUGUUGUCUGAUUCCGAUGGCAAAAAUGAAUGCUACAGAAUACACGUAAGCUUUCCCGAACACCUUUUUCAGCAUUCUUUUGGCUCACCUAUUUCUUUUAGGUAAUUUUGCGGUUUGAAGGUUGAUAUCAAACUGUUCAUAGGAUGUGAAGACCUGUUGCAGAUUGAACAAGAGAAUAAAAAAAAAAGAACUAAAUUUUGAAAUGACAGCCUUGUGCUAUAGUUAUCAGGCCUAAUUAUUGUGCUUAUGGUCUGCUAUGGAUCACAGAACAUCUAUAAUACUGCUGCUGCACAUUAAAGUAGCGACAGGGACUUUUUAUUUCGUAUUGUGGUUCAAUCCAUUGGUUAUUGGUUGGAUGGAGGCGGAUCUAAAUACAAGGUUGCGGUCGAUUAUAUGUGAUGGGGUUUAAGUGCACCAGAUGAUUGAAGUCCUGUAUACGUAACCAGAGAGAAGCUGUGAUUAAAAAUUAUAGUCAAAAAAUGUUAAAAAAUUAAAUGUAUGCAUGUAUGAACAACACACAUUUAGAAAGUAGAUCGGCAUGAAGUAUAAACUCACCCUGCUUUAAUAUGAGUUGCAGUUUUGGAGAGAUUCCAUAAAUGAGUUUACAGAGGAUGUAUUAACACAGUUUUUGUUAUUAUAAAACUUGGAAUCAUGUUUCUUAAUAUAAUAAUUAUGUUAGCCAACAUGCAGUAUACAUAUGCAAAUUGAUUGUGUGAGAUUACUUUUUUAUUCUUAUUUUGAUUCUGUUUGUGCCACUCAUUGCAGUAUCGAUAGUGGUAAGGUCUCAAAAGAGAAGCGAUAUCUGCCGUCACCUGCUGCUGAGAUCUGAGUAUGAGUGAAUAUAAAACAAUAUUUUUCAAAUGUGGGCCAGAAUUUUAAAAUUGCAAGCCUUUCUUGAACAAAGGUUUGCCUAUAUACUGCUGCUACUGUGAAAAAAUAAUUUUUAUAAAAUAGAUCCUCUUUAGAUAGCAUACAAUAGAGUAAGAGAGUAUUUUGGAUUUAUAUAAUUAUAUUGCCUUUUAUAAUGCUGUUUCAAUGGUGUUGUUCCCACUGACUGUGGUUUGCCAAAAAAAAAAAAGUGAAAUGUUUGAAUAAAAUGGGUAUAUUUGUUAGAUAUUUAAUAUAGCAAAUCCAAAAUGCAAUAUAUUUAUACUACGAAUAACAGACUGUAUAUAUUUAGAUAAUGUACCCUGCCACAUCAUAAAACAAGCACAAUAUUCACCUUAUAAAAUAUCUAUGGAAUUGUCAGUGUCCUGUUUAGCUAUGAUUUUUCCCUUCGACUUCAACCUAAUUUGCUCUACUACAUGUAAAGACUUGUGUUCACAUCGUUAAUGUUGCUGUAAGACCUUUUAAAAUGGAAGUAGUAACUCAUUACAAUGACCAAGAAAACGUAUUGUAGGAUUUGUGGGAUGAGUGCAGUUGUAUGGCAACUAAAUCUGAAAGAAAUAAAUAUUACUCUAAUUGA